UGGUUAAUUUAAGACGAGAGAUAAGAGUUUAUUAAAUUCAACACACAUGGAUAAUAAUGUAGAUCGAUUGAAGUCAGUUGAGUUCAGCCAAUAGCCUAAUCAAAAGUUUGAUAAUUAGGCCUAAUGGUUUGAAUGCAUAAUGCAUUUCAGUGAAAAUGAAAGUGAAAUUGAUCACUUUAAUUUCCCAGUAUGCCUAAAGUCAGCCAGAAGUCACGCCUAUUCUUUCACUCUGGUAGACGUCCUUACCCCGCAGCAGGUUCCUCCGACCUCCAAGAUAAACCGGACUUGACAUGGCUGCAAAAGAUGAAGCCUUUAAGAGAAGUUCAGUGGACCAAUGACCACAAACGAGAGCUGAUGUCGAAGAUCAGUUCGUACAAGACAAGCUAUGAGGCGCCGGCCCGCGUGCUCCUCCUCGGCCCGGUGGGUUCUGGGAAGUCCAGCUUCAUCAGCUCGGUCCAGUCCGUCUUCUCAGGAAGGGUCCUGAACCGCGCCAUGGUGGGCUCAUCUACAACUGGAUUCACCAAGAAGCUGCAGUCAUUCACUAUCCAGGGUGAGAAACGGGGGGGGCCUACUGCACUGACCAUGUGUGAUGUCAUGGGUCUGGGGGAGGAGCAAGACACCGGAAUCAGUUUCGAUGACAUCGUUUCUGUCCUCAAAGGCCAUGCUCCCGAAGGACACAAGUUCAGCCCCAGCCACCCGCUGCAGCCGAGCGCCGCGGGCUACCUGGAGGAGCCCCGCCUGGCAGUGCACUGUGUGGUGUUUGUGUUGGACGCCUCCCGGCUGUCCUCCUACAGCACGGGCCUAAGAGAAACCUUCCAGAAGCUCCGCGAAUACUUCAGUGACCUGGGGGUGCACCAGGUGACGGUGUUAACGCACAUCGACAAGGCGUGUGUUAUGACCAACACAGAUGUGAAGGAUGUAUACAAGAGCCCAAUCAUCCAGCCAAUGAUGUCCAAGGCAGGGGAGAUGCUGGGUAUGUCCAAGUCCUCCAUCAUGCCGGUGAAGAACUACUCCAGUGAGCUGGAUCUGGACAGCAACACAGACACCCUCCUGCUGGCGGCCAUCGAUCUAAUCCUGGAGUACGCCGACCUGUAUUUCCUGGACCAGGCCAGUGAGGGUCCCAAGGCCAGUGAGGGUCCCAAGGCCAGUGAGGGUCCCAAGGCCAGUGAGGGUCCCAUGGCCAGUGAGGGCCCCAAGGAAUCCUGAUAUAAAUUCAGAGCUCCACAUCGUGGAAUACACUUCCGCUGAUGGGCUUUAGUGGUGCUUCCAAUUGAUAUGUCAUACAAUUAUUGUAAAUGCAGACUUUUCCCCCCCAAAUAUUGUUUUAUCCCAUAUUUUUCUGUUUUAUAUCUUAUAUAAGACAAUAAUAAAGUACCUCUUAUGUACUUACAAGUAUGA
Molecule: messenger RNA, 1398 nt
Organism: Gadus morhua (Atlantic cod)
Lineage: Eukaryota; Metazoa; Chordata; Actinopteri; Gadiformes; Gadidae
Product: interferon-induced protein 44-like
Biological process (GO): immune response
Source: RefSeq, a predicted model, not a curated record